This is a messenger RNA of Alligator sinensis (Chinese alligator), 1452 nucleotides long. Its product is annotated as zinc finger protein RFP-like. The transcript is spliced from 7 exons. The coding region runs from base 1 to 1452 and encodes 483 amino acids. Gene Ontology annotation, molecular function: zinc ion binding; protein binding. The record is from RefSeq and is a predicted model, not a curated record. Lineage: Eukaryota; Metazoa; Chordata; Crocodylia; Alligatoridae.
AUGGCUGCAGAGAACCAUAUACAGUGUCUCCAGGAUGCCGCAACUUGCUCCAUCUGCCUGGAGUUCUUCAAGGAUCCAGUGAUGAUUACAGACUGUGGGCACAACUUCUGCCAAGUCUGCAUCACCCAGUGCGAGGAAGGGUUGCAUACAGACAUCUUCUGUCCUCAGUGCAGAGAGACUUUUCCCCAGAGGAACCUCAGGCCUAACCGGCAGCUGGUGACUGUUACAGAUGUGGCAAAGCGACUGAGUAUGCGGGCAGCUGAAAGAGGGGAGCGAGUGUGUGAGGAACAUGGGGAGGCCUUGAAGCUCUUCUGUGAAACGGACCAAAAACCUCUGUGCUUGAUCUGCCGAGAGUCCUGGGCACACCAGGCUCAUGCUGUGGCUCCCAUCCAGGAGGCUGCUCAGUGGUACAAGAAACAAAUUCAGAUGCACCUGGAGAAUCUAAUGGAAGAAAGAAGAAGGCUCGAAGAACUGAAACUGAGUGAAACUCAAAAACACCAGAAAUAUCAGCAAAAGGCAGCAGCCGAGAGGCAGAAGAUUGUGUCUGAAUUUGAACAACUGCGGCAGUUUCUCGAGGAACAAGAGCAACUCCUGUUGUCCUGGCUGGGAGAGCUAGGCAAGGAGAUAGAGAAGAGUCAGGAGGAAACUGGUACCAAACUCUCUGAGCAGAUUUCCCAUCUCAACAGCCUGAUCAGGGAGAUGGAGGAGAAGUGCCAGCAGCCACCAAGUGACCUCCUGCAGGACAUCAGAAGCUCACUGAGAAGGUACAAGAGAGGGGAGUUCCAGCUUCUGGGGAUGAUUUCCCCUGGCCUGGAAAUAAGACUCAGGAACUUGUCUGAACAAAAUCUAACUCUCAAGGAGACUUUCAGGAAGUUUCAAGAUGCUCUGCCAUCUGACCUGGAGAGGGGUAUGGGGGAACCUCAAGGAUCAUAUAGCAAGGUGAAGGUGACUCUGGACCCAAACACGGCUCAUCCCUGGCUCUCCCUAUCUGAGGAUUGGACAAGUGUCAGAGGUGCAGACAUACAGCAGGAUCGGCCCGACAUGCCCGAGAGAUUUGACAUGUGGUGCUGUGUGCUGGGCCGUGAGGGAUUCACCUCGGGGAAACACUGCUGGGAGGUGGAGGUGGGGAAGGGGGAAGGCUGGGCCCUGGGGGUCGCCAGAGAGUCUGUGCGGAGGAAGGGACAGAUCAGCCGUAACCCUGAGGGGGGGAUCUGGGCUGUGCAGUGGUGGGAGGGUGACUUCUGGGCUCUCACUGCCCCUGGUCCUACCCCCCUGUCCCUGAAGCAGCUCCCCAGGAGGGUCCGGGUGUAUCUGGACUAUGAAGGAGGGAAAGUGGCAUUUCUAGAUGCCGAUACUGAGGAUCUGAUCUACACCUUCCCACCAGCCUUGUUUGCUGGAGGUAAGAUCCACCCAUGGCUUUGGGUCUGCAGAGGAUCCCAGCUCACACUGUGA